UCCUAUUGCUGUAUUAGUUUUUUUAAAAGAGAGCCUGAAUUUGGCUGAAAUUCCAUAUCUUAAUGGCAGAAGUUCAAGGUACACAGAAAAUGCAGUCACCUUGCCUGAAAGAAGUUACGCAAGUAAGCCCACAUCGCUGCUGCCUAUCUCCUCUCUUUAACCCGCCGGAGCCUCUGCACAAAGCCUCAAAGCCUAGAAGUAGUUCUGCCGAUUGCCGUCGAGAUUUUGUGGCAAGAACUUCCUCUUGUAUUUUCCCCAAUACCCAGUUUACUAAUCAUGAAUCUCUCCCAUCUUUGCAAAAAUCUUUCUCUGAAUUUCUCAACGCUUAUCCGCAAUAUGCUGAAAACUUUCAAAUUGAUCAGAUAAGAGCCAAAGAGUACUAUCAUCUCUCUCUUUCUAGCCAUGUUUGUCUUGAUUACAUUGGCAUAGGCCUCUUCUCUUAUUCUCAGCUGCAAAACCAGGAGGAGUCUUUUAAUUAUGAAACUGCAUCUUCUUCUUCUCCUUCUCGGAUUUUGGAUAUUCCCUUCUUUAGUGUGUCGUACAAGAUGGGGAGUCUGAAGACGCAGUUGCUUCAUGGGGGGGCUGAAUCGAAAUUGGAAUCUACAAUGAAAAAGAAGAUAAUGAAUUUUCUAAAUUUUUCUGAGAAUGAUUACAGCAUGGUUUUCACUGCAAACAGAACAUCAGCCUUCAAACUUCUGGCGGAAUCUUAUCCGUUUCAGUCUAGUCAGAAGCUUCUAACAGUUUAUGACUGCGAGAGCGAGGCGGUGGAAGCCAUGAUAAAUACUUCUGAGAAGAAAGGAGCAAGAGUCAUGUCAGCAGAAUUCUCAUGGCCAAGACUGAGGAUUCAGUCUGCAAAGCUGAAAAAGAUGGUUGUGAGUCAGAAGAACAAGAAGAAAGGAUUAUUUGUUUUCCCUCUUCAUUCUAGAGUUACAGGGGCAAGAUAUCCUUAUCUAUGGCUGAGAAUCGCUCAGGAAAAUGGAUGGCACGUCUUGAUCGAUGCUUGUGCUUUGGGCCCAAAAGAUAUGGAUAGCUUCGGCUUUUCCCUCUUUCGCCCUGAUUUCCUCAUUUGUUCCUUCUACAAGAUUUUUGGGGAAAACCCAUCUGGAUUUGGAUGCCUAAUUGUUAAAAAAUCAACUCUUCCGAUUCUUGAAGGUGAACCCAGUUCUGGAAUGGUCAGUCUUCUGCCGGCAAAGAUAAAAUUGGAGCCAGAAAUUGAGGCCAAACCAACAGCAAUUGAAGCGUUUAAAGCGUCUGAAAAUAGAGGAGUCGAGAAUAUAGAGAUUGAAUGCAGGGGUUUGGAUCAGGUGGACUCAAUGGGGCUGACAAGGAUUAGCAGAAGAGCAAGAUGCCUCAUUAAUUGGCUGGUGAAUGCAUUGUUAAAGCUGCAACAUCCCAGCACAGAUGGGGUUGCCCUGGUGAAAAUUUAUGGGCCAAAGAUAAAGUUUGAUCGGGGACCUGCAUUGGCAUUCAAUGUGUUUGAUUGGAAAGGCGAAAAAGUUGAGCCUGUUCUUGUACAAAAACUUGCCGAUCGAACAAAUAUAUCUCUCAGCCAUGGAAAACUGCAUAACAUAUGGUUCUCGGAAAAGUACCAGAGAGAGAAGGACAAAGCUUUGGAUAAAACGGGCAUAACCGAAAGCAAGAAGAAAGAUAAAAAGGUCCCUGGAAUAUCCGUAGUUACAACUUCAUUAGGAUUUCUGGCAAAUUUCGAAGACGCUUACAGGCUGUGGGCUUUUGUUGCUCAAUUUCUAGAUGCAGAUUUUGUUGAGAAGGCUAGAUGGAGAUACACAGCUCUUAAUCAGAAGAAGGUUGAAGUCUGAAGAGAAAUGCAAUACUGAAGCCCAUGUGAAAAAUUGUAAAUUUGCAGAAGAACAGCAGCCAACCAGCCAUCCAGUCCAGAUGGUCUUCCACAUUGUGUGUUCAAAGCCUCAAUAGAUGCAUUCUGAUUUUAUCUAAUAUUUGUGGAUUCAAUUUUCAUGUUCAUUUCUAUGUGAGAAAUUCUGCAACUCUUUCAAGCAAGUUUGAUAAUUGAAAAUUCAUGUUUGAACA
Messenger RNA from Mangifera indica (mango), 2046 nucleotides. Its product is annotated as molybdenum cofactor sulfurase-like. Lineage: Eukaryota; Viridiplantae; Streptophyta; Magnoliopsida; Sapindales; Anacardiaceae. The transcript has a single exon. The coding region runs from base 63 to 1817 and encodes 584 amino acids. The record is from RefSeq and is a predicted model, not a curated record.